Molecule: messenger RNA, 5557 nt
Organism: Thamnophis sirtalis
Lineage: Eukaryota; Metazoa; Chordata; Lepidosauria; Squamata; Natricidae
Source: RefSeq, a predicted model, not a curated record
AACGGGGGCCGGUUGGCUCUUUGGCAGGUAGCGUCGCGCGCCUCCCAGCCGAUCACGCCGUUCCUCGUCUUCGGAAGGUGAUUGGGUGUUGCGUCCGAGCGGCGUUCUCUCCGCCAGGCGAGCGGGACCUUUUGCUCUCCGAUUAUCGUUGCAGCCGAGGGACGGGUGGCUACGGGAGCGGACUCCGUAGCGAAGGCGCUGGGGAAGAGGUCUGCUUCCUUUUCCUGCUGCCGCGUGAGGCCUCCCCCCCCCCCGAAGAUCACAGGGUGCCACGGAGACACCGCGGCCCAGGCUCUCUAUGUUGAGGCCGCACUGACGGAGACUGGCCGUUUGCUCCGCUCGCUUGCUCGUUCGGAGGCGCCGUUUAAUCAGGCGGCCUCCGUGCUCGUGACGAGAAAGAUUUUGACGGGGCGCUCAAAGGCCGCCCAACUUUAUUCUGGAAUUUCGUGGUUGAAAAGCGGAAGGGCAGCACAGCUUUUGGAGACAUCAGCCGUGCCUGCUGAAAAGCUUCCUGCUCCCCGCCACCGCAGCUACCUCCUUCGGAGCCUUCCUGACCAUAAUAGCAGCCCCAGCAGUUAUACAUUUCUCAAUGACAUGCUGAAGUAUCUGACCUGUAAGCCCUGCUCCCUGAGAUAAGGUAGUAUUUCUUAAGCAGAAAUGAAGAAUAAAAAACAAUCUGUUCAGAAUGCAGACGAUGACAAACAUGAGGCUGCAAAAGGUGAGGAGAAUGAAGAAAACUCUUCUUCCUCCUUUGACUUUUUAUCUGAUGAAGAUGAUCGCUGCCCAAUCUGUCUAAAUUGUUUGGCAGAGCAGGAAGUUGGCUUUCCUGAAAAUUGCAACCAUAUCUUCUGCAUGGCCUGCAUUCUUAAAUGGGCUGAAACAACGGCUUCAUGCCCAGUGGAUCGCAAACAAUUCAAAGCUGUAUAUAAACUAAAUACUUCAGAAGAUUCUGUAAAGGUUCAAAUAAAGCAACAAAUAAGCAAAAAAGAUGACAUCAGUUUUAAUAAGGGCAAAAAUUGCCCUAUAGCUAUGAAAACUUGCAAAAGAAAACAGGAAAAUGCUGGCAUAAGUUUUUUACCAGUAAUCUAUAAAAGCUGGAACCCAAAAUACAAUCCUUCAAACAAGGAAGACGUUACAAAUUCAGUGACGAAAAAAAAGCCUAGAAGACAGACCUGCUUGAACAGAUUCUUCAAAAGUAAUUGGUGUGAUAGAUUUUCUUCUAAUAGUAGUUUCUCUGAUGUAUCUACUAAUUAUCAAAGUGAAAGUAUAGAGAUCAGCAAAAUUGACACAAUUAUCAGACACAAGAGAAGAGAAUUGGAGCUGUCUUGUUCUGUAUUAGCAAGAGUGGCAAGAAUUCCUUCCAUAUGUUCUGAAGCAGAAAUAGCACCUUGUCUUGUUCUGGAAACAGUUUUUUCAAUAAGUACUUCACCUUUGGAAAACUUUGGAUCUUCUAAAUCAGGACAUGUUGUUACAUGUGUCCAUGAAGGAGAAGAAAAAAAGCAGACUUCCAGUACUACUGGCACAAAAGAAACAAAAAGGAAAGUUUCAGAUACUACUCCCAGAAGACGAUCUACCCGAAAUAUUAAAACAGAAACUUCAUAUCAGUGUCAGAGUUCACCAAAAUCCAGUAACACUGGAUAUGAGGCCAGUGGUGAUGGUAGCUCAUUUGUGAAUGUUUCUUUUACGGAAUUGGAGAAAUUAACCACUAAACAGAAAGCUAGAAGAAAUGUUAAACAGCAGGAACCUUUGGCUAAAAAGAAACUAAGAAGUUCUGGGCGUUACGGAAAAGUAUCUAGUAAUAUAGAUUUUGAUGAACCUGAUGAGACAGAGAUAACCUUGCUAUUAGACAAAGGCAACUUAGCAGACAGUGAAAAUAGCACCUCUGACCUUACUCAUAAAAAUGAUGUUGACACCGAAUCUUCUAAUGGCUUAGAAAACUCCUAUGUAACAUAUAAGAAGAAACCUAAGGAAUGCUGCUGUGAAGGGCAAGAUACAUUGGAUAUCUUAGAAACUGGUUCCCAUGUUCAAGAUCCUCCAUCACUUGCCUUAGAAAAAGCUGCUGGUUCUUGUGUUGAGGAUCUUCCUUUGCUCACUCUAGAGAGAAACACUGAAAAAUGUGAAGAAAAAGUUGACAUUGAAACUGAAAACAAGUUAUAUUAUAAAAAUACUGCUGAGCAAGAUCAGCAUUUAAAUAUUUCUGGAGAACAAUUGUGUGAUGAUAAUAUUACAUUUACUCUUCAGUCUCCAGAAUUAGGUAUCCCCGCCAUUGAAUUGCCAGCAAAAUUGGAUCCUCUGGCAGUAACAUAUCAAAUAGUAGAAAGUCCUGGGAAAGAAUUAGGGAAAACAGAAUGCAUGUCAAUAGUAGAUGACAUUUCAGCUGUUUCUAGACAUGAGUUGCUAGGAGGAUCAGAAUCUGUUCCAGUAGCAGAUAAUUUAUUGGCUGGUACUAGAAAUGAAUUCCAGGAAAAACUGGAAUCUGAGGUAAUAGCAAAUAAACUAGUGUCUUGUCAUAGAAAUGAAUUAAGAAAACCAGAAUCUUCCGCAAUAGAUGGAAUACUGGAGAAACCCAUAACUGAAUUUGCAGAAGAAAUAGUCACGAAGCCGCUAGAUAAUAUCACAAGUGAAGUCCCGUUGUAUUCUUUAGGUGUGCAAGAUGUUGAAAUUGAAAAAAAAGAUUCAAAUGUAUAUAUAACCAAUGAAUAUCUAAAUAAUAAUGACUUAUUAAUAAACGUUUCCUCAGAGAAUAAACUUAAUCUGUCUUUUGAAAAUGAUAAAGCAGAAAUUGAAACUAUUACAUCACCCAAGAUAUGUACUGAAGAUAUUAAACACUUUAACAAAGAUGACAAUGAGAUAGUAUCUAUAGAAUAUGACUCAUUUAAUAGUAAUCGUAGUGCAUAUCAGCUUGACCAACCAUUAAUAAAUGACAAUAUAGAGCAGAAAGCAAAUUUCUUACAAAAUGAUAGUAAACAUUCUGUAUCACUUUCAAAUUCUGAUAAGAAAGAAGCAAAAGAAAGUUUCAGAGAUAAAAAGACACGAACCAGAAGAUCACGAUUUCAUUCUCCAUCAACCACUUGGUCCCCAUCCAAGCGAGAGGGGAAAAGAUCUCAAUCCCCAUUCCCAAACAGGGAAAUUGUGGGGGAAGAUAGAAUGUCUCGAUCUCCCAAAAGGGAUAUUUUCAAAGAAAGUCAAAGAUCUUUAUCCAAAUCUCCUAAAAGAAAUCCUGUAACAUCUGCAUCCAGUUCUCCCAGAACAGAUAGCCUGAAAGAAAAGAAACAGUCACUGCUGAGUUCUCCCAGAAAAGAUCAUUUAAGAGAAGGAAGAAAUUCUCCAACCAACUCUCCAAAAAAAGAUUAUAUCAAAGAUGGAGUAAGAUCUUCUCAGAUGCAAGCUAAGGAAUCACCUCCACGGUACAAAUGUAGGUCUCCCAGUAAGGACAGAGCUAAUGAUAAAAAUGAAUUUAGAAGAGAGAAUGAAAGAGGGAGAAGUAGGAGAAGGUGGUCACAGUCACGAUCAAGAUCUCGAUCCAGAUCCAGAUCUAGACCAAGAACUAAAGGGCCAUCAUUCCCUAGAAAUGAGAGGGAUGGUUAUUCACCACCUCAAUGGAAGGAAAGAUGGACAAAUGAUAAUUGGAGAAGCCCCAGAGGAAAUGAUAGAUACAAAAAAAGUGAACAGCAGAAACAAACAGAGUGUAUGAAAAGUGAAAGAGAUAGUGUAAAUAAAGAUGCAGAUACACAGAGUUCUUCCGAGCAGUACAGAAAGGAUUAUCCAGAUUGGGUGAUGGAAAGAAUAAAUUCAGUUCCAGAAACAAAGAGUAGAGAAAGAGAGAAUUUUAGAAAUCAGCAACGGGAAGAAAAUAGGCACAAUGAUUCAGGGGCUUUGUGGAGUGGAAAUUAUGGUUCAGGUUGGAAUUCAAACCAUGGCAGAGGCAGUCGUGGCAGAGGUUGUUUCACAUAUGGAGAGCAGGCUGAAAGUCGCUGGCAAAAUAGGAAAGCCCACUCAAGGAAUGCAAAUAGUUCUAGUAAUGAAACUUCUAGAUUUCCAGAACAUCACCCAUUCAAACGUAAAGCAGAACAAGAUUUCACUUUCGAUACACCUGCUGAUAGAUCUGGAUGGACAACUGCAUCAAGCUGGGCUAUAAGAAAGACUUUACCAGCUGACGUACAGAAUUACUAUUCAAGAAGAGGUAGAAAUUCUUCAAGCCCACAGUCUAUAUGGACAAAAGAAGAAGUAGCAUCUGAGCAAGAUCCAAACUUCAAAGACCAAACCAGCCAACAAAGUGAUGCUUCUCAGCUACCAGUAAAUGUAUUGCAACCUCAGAUGAAUGUAAUGACAUCAGUAAACACACAGCAUCAGCCGAUGAGUAUCUUCCCGUAUACAAUGGGUGUUCCUACUCCUAUUAUGAACAUUCAAACCAAUCCAUUUAACCUUCCUCCACCGGUGCCCAUGCAUCUUCAUUCAGGACUGCCUCUUGUCCAGGUAGCAGCUUCAUCCAGUGUGUCUCAGGGACCACCUCCUCCACCACCACCACCUCCUCCAUCCCAGCAAAUUAACUUCAUUGCUUCCCAAUUUGAUGGACAACAGUUGCAGGCUGCUCCAACUACUUCCCAUGUUGCUAACAGCGUGAAUACAGCACACUUGUCUGCUCCAAUAGCAGCUCUGGGAACUGUGGAAUCUAUUCAGGGAUCGAAUUCGGGUAACACAGCAUCAUCAAAUAACAUCAAAUCCUCAAAUACUGCUGUAAAAUUUAUGGAAAAGAAAGUAAAUGUCACAGUGGAAGCCAGCGCAGAUAGUUCCAAAAAAGACCAGAAAUUAUUAAUUCAAGAAAAAGCUGCACAAGAAGUAAAACUUGCUAUUAAGCCUUUCUAUCAAAAUAAAGAUAUUUCUAAAGAAGAGUAUAAAGAGAUAGUUAGAAAAGCAGUAGAUAAGGUAAGUAAUAUUGAUAAUGCUCAUCAGUGAUUAGCAGUCUAAUUUUAUUAAUACUUUCAGGCUUUUGGACAUAGGAGGUAAUAGCUUCAACUCUAUAAUAUAGCUGAAGCUUUUACAGACAUUUAUACAUCAGAUAUUGUUUCUCACAUAUAAUCACCAUCAUACUGACCAUGUUCUUCAUUUUGGGGCUACAUAAUUAGAGCACAGCAAAGUAUGUGGUGCAAAAUAAGAUGUGAAGGCAAAAUUGUAUCCUUGUGAAUUAUCCUUGUUUUUACCUCAAUCAUGUACUGUUUCCUACAGAGUUUUUUGUUCUUUUCUCUCUUAUUAACUUUUCUCUCUUAUUAACUCCAUCCAACCACUAUUUUCCUGGUCUUCCCUUUAUCUCAAUGUCAGGUAUCUAAGUAAUAGAUCUAUUGCAAGCAAGAACUCUGAGGCAGGUGAAUUCCUCAAAGAAUAGCUUUAUUGGAAAUAUCAUAUUGGCACAUAUCUGGUGAAAACCAAGUGGUCCCUUGGUUUUCACCUAAUUAAAAGUAAAAGUUUUUCCCUCAAUCCCAAACAGUCAGUCACCUGGGCCAAUCAAGGCAGCAUCUGCUGGUCUGGUGACAUCACUCCUUCCUCCUCCAGCCAGUUG